AUAACAUUCAUGCUGUGGCUGAUUCAUCAUUUGCAGAACGCAUCAAGCUCUACAUGGACAUCUGUGUUACCAAGUCUGCCAAGAUCAAGCCCAAUCUCGGGGACGAGACCCUCCCUGUUGAAGAGCGUUACAAGCGAUGGCCCGAUGGCAAGAUCAUCUACAUGUCAGUGUCGUCGUUGGACAGCCUGACCACGGAGAUGAUGUGGUUAGUGAGUAAUUUGACGCACCUCUUGGGUAUGUGACUGACCAAUCAGCUCGACCGCUUCCCUAGACUGGCGUUUACGGCAAAGGAAAUGGUGGCGGCCCAGGCUUCAAUUCGUUCCGUGGGUACCCUUUCAGCGAUCCGGUACCAUAUCUGACAACAACCUUAGCACGUCCAGGGAAUCACCAUGUCGUUUCCCGUCCGCUCCCACAUCUACCGCAAGACCGCCCUGUUCCCCAGGGACCUGAUCAAGAUGCUUGAGUGGGUGUUCGACAACUGUGGCGACAAGUACGACGAAGCCCUUCAGUUCGCCGUCAUUAACACCCUUUUCAUGUACGCAGGCUUGCGACCAGGGUCAGUCCUCGCCACCAAGCACUACCCGACCAAAUUUGCCAAGUGGGGCGACGUGGAGUUUCGACUGAGGCCUGGGAAGGAUGGCAAGAACACCGAUAUCGAGGUCAUCUUCCUGGUGAAUACUUGGAAGGGAUACUGGCUGGACGACAGCAAGCGCGUCUCGUUCAAGAUAAAGCCGGUCCAGACCCUCAAGUUUGCCUACCUCGACUUUGGCACUUACCUCCUCGCAUUUGCCCUCGCCCGCGGCGUCCUCGGUGACAGGACGUUUGAAGACCUUCUGGCUGCCCCCGACGUCGUCAUCCGUGCCGAAGAAGAGUUCCGCCUUCUCCCGAUAUUCGUCACCGGAUCGCGAACUCGGCUGCACGACCUCCAGACGGCCAAGCCCCUCGUCAGUGACCUCGUCAACCUUCGCCUGAAGGAAGUCCUCCGUGGUGUUGGUGUGGUCACACCAGAGUCUGGUCGGGGCGACACCCUAUACGCAUACCGCAGGACUUUCGCCACCCUCAUCAGCAGGAGGAUGUCUCUUGAUGCUGCUAGAUUUUUCAUGGGUCAUUCUCCCAACAGCACGGCAAUCGAGAAGUACUACGACUUUGGGAAUUUCCAGGCCAACGUCGUGGGAGGGAUUCUGGGAGAGGGGGAGGGGGGGGCGGAUGAGAUUAUCCCGCUGACGGCUCUUGCGCGGCCCAACAACGAGAAGAACUAUACUGUCAAGGAUGCUCUGCGCGACAGCCCUCGCUUCCGCAACAUGCACGAGAAGUGGUCUUUUUUGAGGGAUUGUCUGGCGAGUGGGUCGGGGGACUGGACCAAGGUAGAGCCUUUCAAGUCGGACCCCGCCAUCCAGACAAGCGGGCAUAUCGGCAUGCUCCCGGCCAUCAUCGCCGCCUACAAGUCCCAGAUGCGCGCCUUCGUUGUCUCGCUGCGUAAGCAACAGUGGGCGUCCGAUGCCGAGAAGAACGAGGUCGAGAUGGAGGCGGCCCAGUUUGCCCGGCUGCAGCGACCCGUGUCGGAGGAAGAGACAGGGGAGGAGGUCUCGAGGUCCAGUCUACUCCACAGCCUCCAGCAAGCGCUUUGGGAGAAGGAGAGAGCUUUCGUCCGUGAGGCCAUCAACCACGACACCGAUCAAACCUACGAAAUCUCCCCCGAUUCUGGGCUCGAACUUGCCGAAGGCGACGACAUUGAAAACGACGACAAGAGCAACGCAGGCGAUGACGAGGGCUUGGAUCUCGAGCAGGGGGGUGCUGAGGAUGUGGAACGAGUUGUGGAUGGGGAAGACGGAGGGGAGAGCGAAUGGGAAGAUGUCGAGGAGGGAAUGGAUGGGGACGACGCAAAGGAAGGCGUAGAGAAGGAAGGGGAGGGCGAUGUAGAAGCUGUCGAGCAAGUUGUUCAGCCGUUGGAACUCAAGGACUGUCAAACAACAAAACUAGAGCUCUUGCGGACCCUCGUCCAGCUGUGCGCCAACCAAGCCGACUCCAAGAACCCCCAGCCGUGCGAGGAGUGCCUGGAUGAUCCACUCGUGCCGGACGAGCAAGCCCCCUUGUUCCGUCCAGGCGAAAAGCUCAAGCGACACCUAAUCCAAUUCCACAGCCCUCACCUGCGCUGUGACCGUUGGCUGAAGUCUUUGAUCGAUGAGGAUGGGGCUUACGUCUGUCCUCUGCAAGUCGAAGCCAGCGAGCAUUCCUCCGUCGCCGGGAGCGAGGCCGAAGGCCAGCGCGACUUGAUUUGCGGGAAAUCCCUGAAAAACGAGAAGCACUUCAGGAAGCACCUGUUCGAUCUUCACCAAAACCAGCUCCACCCCGACUUCCUCAGGCCUCUCAACCCCUCUACCCGCAAUGCUUCCAGGUCUGACGCCAACAAGAAGCACGAGGAGAUUACCAACAGACCUCGAGACCGGAAAGUUGGCGUCAAGCGUGGGCCUAUGUACGACUUUGGGACGCCAGGGAUGUUUCAGCAUCAAGACCAUACCGAGCUUGGAGAACUUGGCCUGGGGGAUAGCCUAUUUGAGACUGGGGACAUUGCGCCUGUGAAGGAGUGGGGGUUUAUGUUGGAUGAGGAGGGGCUCUUGAAAUUGUAA
This is a messenger RNA of Cryptococcus amylolentus CBS 6039, 2627 nucleotides long. RefSeq lists its product as hypothetical. NCBI's taxonomy places the organism in Eukaryota, Fungi, Basidiomycota, Tremellomycetes, Tremellales, Cryptococcaceae. The coding region runs from base 390 to 2627 and encodes 745 amino acids. Gene Ontology annotation, biological process: DNA recombination; DNA integration. The record is from RefSeq and is a predicted model, not a curated record. The transcript has 11 exons. Gene Ontology annotation, molecular function: DNA binding.